Panicum hallii is the source of this 1706-nucleotide messenger RNA. RefSeq lists its product as uncharacterized. The record is from RefSeq and is a predicted model, not a curated record. Bases 232 to 1245 code for a protein of 337 amino acids. The transcript has 3 exons. NCBI's taxonomy places the organism in Eukaryota, Viridiplantae, Streptophyta, Magnoliopsida, Poales, Poaceae.
UCUCGGCAGGCAGCUGCAGAGGCUCCCUCCAACACAAGAAAAAGAAAAGAAAAGAAAAGGCAGACUAGACUCGCCUUUCCUCCUCCCUCCACCGACCGCCCCGCAGCAAAGCAACCUUCUCCACCGGGAGGCGACCAUUUCCCCGGAUUCCCUGCCAAACUCGUUCGAGAUCUAUCCGCCCAUCGAAUCGACCCCUCUCCUCCCCUCACCCGCGAUUUGGGAGCCUCUGCCAUGGGCAUCUCUCACCCUCUCUCCGACGAGUACGACGCCCUCCGCGCCGCCGUCCUCUCGCCGGAGAGGACGCCUCCCGCGUCCCCGCCCCAUCACCACUGCCUGGAGCACGAGGUUUCCAGGAUGGACACGCUCGCCGGCAUCGCCAUCAAGUACGGCGUCGAGAUAUCGGACAUUAAGAGGGCAAAUGGUCUGGUCACUGAUAGCCAGAUGUUUGCACACAAAACAUUGCUCAUACCUCUACCAGGAAGGCCCAUGCCAGCUGUUGUAAGAUUGAGCGGUUCUGGUCAAGGAAUGAAAAGAGCAUGGGCUCCAAACCAUCAGCAAAACAGAGACACCGUUGAUUCACUAGAUUCAUCAAAUUGUGGUCAGAAGGGGGCGUCACCUGCAAUGAGUACCUUGCAGAGAUACUAUGGCCUAUCAUCUCAGAAAGGAAACGCCAUGGAUUGCAGCACUGAAAUGUCUCUGUACCGUAAGGGUGGCUUCGAGAGUAGUCUCAGUGAAACAUUGCUGAGUUCUUCUGCAGCUCCAGGAACAAAGGGUACUGACCGAAGCUGGGAGUAUGAAGCGCCAGUUAACAGGUUUUUAUCAGCGAACGGUGCCAAUGGGAGCGAGACCAACAGGGUACCCAAACCCAAGCAAGAUGCUUCUAUGCGUCGGCGGCAGAAAGCAGAAGCAGAAUCCAACACAACCAAUACCCAGGAUGAUUUUCUAGCAGACCCAAUUAAGGCAAUUAAGAGUUUGUUGCCACGGCCAAUUUCUAGUAUCCGUCUAAACAUGGAUACAGGCAUCCCAGAUUCAAGCCAGAAGAGCAGCAAUUCGUUUCUUAAUCUUAAUGGGUUGAAAUCUGUGAGGAAGUCGCCAAGCGCACCCAGCUUUGCAGAUGCAGAAAAUGGGGUGUCUAUGUGGUCUAGCUCGAAAUGGACCUUCAACCAUGAGUCCUUCACCCGGCCGUUACUCGAUGGCCUGCCAAAACCGGUGUCUGGUCGGAGGAUGAAAACUGCCUUGGACUGAUAACUUUUAUGAACCGUGCUGAGACUAGUGGAUAGUGGCAAUUGGAAGAGGAGGUGAGUUGGCAGAGCAAGCAUGUCUGCCGUGCCAGUGGUCUGUGCUCGUUUUGGGAGGAUGGUCACAGUGCAGAUUACGAUAUGGUGUGUUUUGUAUUACGGGAUCGGAGUUGCCCUGUGUUCCUUGCUGCUGUUUACCUGUAUGUACUGUAUUAUAUUACUGGAUGUCAUCAUCUAUCAGUGCCAUGGAAUCAAUAGAUAUGGCUCUAGUAUGGAUGUAUGUAUGAUCCAUCCAUCCAUCAUCUUCUUUCUUGUAUGGUAUGUACCUUGGUCUGUAGCUUUGGUAGCACAGACUGAUUGUACUGUAGGAAAGAGUGCGGAAACUGCGCUGCGUGUAUGAUGCUGAUGCUGUGUCGGUGGAAUGGAAUCAAUAGGUGGAUAGAUCGAUGAUUCUGUUUUCAGUCAGUA